UCUGGCGCUGCUGCUGCUGCUGCCGCCGCCGCCGCCGCCGUCGCCACCGCCUCCGCCUCCGCCUCCGCCACUGCUCCGUUGCGCCUUUGCCUCUUCUGCUGCCGCGGCUAGUGCUGCGGUCCUUGCAGCUGCUGCGACUGCCAGGACCGCUCUCUCGGCGCAGCGGCUGGGGAAGGGAUUCCGGGGCGCUCGACUGGGGAAAUCCGAGGCCCGACUUCCAAUAUGUACGGAUUCGUGAAUCACGCUUUGGAGCUCCUAGUAAUACGGAAUUAUGGUCCCGAGGUCUGGGAAGAUAUCAAAAAAGAUCUCCAUCCUGCAUCAGAGAGACUGCCAAACAUUUAAUAACAAAUGAAAUAAAAGAGGCACAGUUGGAUGAAGAAGGGCAGUUUCUUGUCAGAAUAAUAUAUGAUGAUUCUAAAACAUAUGAUCUGGUUGCUGCAGCAAGCAAAGUUCUCAAUCUCAAUGCGGGAGAAAUCCUACAAAUGUUUGGGAAGAUGUUUUUUGUGUUUUGCCAAGAGUCUGGUUAUGAUACCAUCCUCCGUGUCCUGGGCUCCAAUGUCAGAGAAUUUCUACAGAACCUUGAUGCUCUCCAUGACCACCUUGCUACUAUCUAUCCAGGCAUGCGUGCACCUUCAUUUAGGUGCACUGAUGCAGAAAAGGGCAAAGGACUCAUUCUGCACUAUUACUCAGAGAGAGAAGGACUACAGGAUAUUGUCAUUGGCAUCAUCAAAACUGUUGCCCAACAGAUACAUGGCACUGAAAUCGACAUGAAGGUUAUUCAGCAAAGAAAUGAAGAAUGUGACCACACACAAUUUUUAAUUGAAGAAAAGGAAUCUAAGGAAGAGGAUUUUUAUGAAGAUCUUGACAGAUUUGAAGAAAACGGCACCCAGGAAUCCCGCAUCAGUCCUUAUACCUUCUGCAAAGCAUUUCCUUUUCAUAUAAUAUUUGACAGGGAUCUAGUAGUAACUCAGUGUGGAAAUGCUAUAUACAGAGUGCUUCCCCAGCUUCAGCCUGGAAAUUGCAGCCUAUUAUCUGUCUUCUCUCUGGUUCGUCCUCAUAUUGAUAUCAGUUUCCAUGGAAUCCUCUCACAUAUCAACACUGUAUUUGUCUUGAGAAGCAAGGAAGGAUUAUUGGAUGUGGAGAAGCUGGAGUGUGAAGAUGAGCUGACUGGGACCGAGAUCAGUUGCUUACGCCUUAAGGGACAAAUGAUCUACUUACCUGAAGCAGAGAGCAUCCUUUUCCUGUGUUCACCAAGUGUAAUGAAUCUGGAUGACCUAACAAGGAGAGGUCUCUAUUUGAGUGACAUCCCUUUGCAUGAUGCCACCCGUGACCUCGUUCUUUUGGGAGAGCAGUUCCGAGAGGAAUAUAAGCUGACACAAGAACUGGAAAUCCUCACAGACAGACUACAGCUCACUCUGAGAGCACUGGAAGAUGAAAAGAAAAAGACAGACACGUUAUUGUAUUCUGUCCUUCCCCCUUCAGUUGCUAAUGAGCUGAGACAUAAACGCCCAGUACCUGCCAAGAGGUAUGACAAUGUCACUAUCCUAUUCAGUGGGAUUGUGGGAUUCAAUGCUUUCUGCAGCAAACAUGCAUCUGGAGAAGGAGCCAUGAAGAUCGUCAAUCUUCUAAAUGACCUCUACACCAGAUUUGAUAUCUUGACUGAUUCACGGAAAAAUCCAUUUGUCUAUAAGGUGGAGACUGUCGGUGAUAAGUAUAUGACUGUCAGUGGUUUGCCAGAGCCUUGUAUUCACCACGCUCGCUCCAUUUGCCACUUGGCCCUUGACAUGAUGGAAAUAGCUGGCCAGGUCCAGGUAGAUGGAGAAUCUGUGCAGAUAACAAUUGGAAUCCAUACUGGAGAGGUGGUGACUGGAGUCAUAGGCCAGAGGAUGCCUCGCUACUGCCUCUUUGGGAACACCGUUAACCUUACAAGCCGGACAGAAACCACAGGAGAAAAGGGGAAGAUCAAUGUGUCUGAGUACACCUACAGGUGUCUUAUGACACCAGAUAAUUCAGAUCCACAAUUUCAUCUGGAGCACAGAGGACCAGUGUCCAUGAAGGGUAAAAAAGAGCCAAUGCAAGUUUGGUUUCUGUCCAGAAAAAAUACAGAGGACGAGGAAACAAAACAAGAUGAGAGCUGAAGGGCCCAGGAGAAAGACAAGCAGAUGGGGGUCCUGUCCCUUGACACCAACACAGCCCAGUAGCAGUGAUUCUAUGUGGCUAUAUAUUUUGCUUCAUCUCUUUCAAUGACCCCAUUCCUUGCCCACAGGUGUGUGUAUAUGUAUAUAUACACACAUACACGUGUAUAUAUUUUUUUCUCUUUGCCUCUAGCUUCUCUAAGCUCAUAUUUCAGCUGUCCUUCAGAGAUUGCUGUGCAUUUGGUGUGGGUAGAUUCUUAGCUCUUGCUCUGUGGAUGAUGUAAAUGAACCUUUUUGUGUCCUUAACCUCAUGAACUGCUGAACAGCAUUUGGCAAUAUGUCUGCGUACCAAAGUUGACCAUUUUUGUUUGGUGCUCUGCACACAUAUUUUUCCACAAGAUCUACUAAAUAUCGCUCUUUGUCAUGCUGGUAUUCAUCAUUCUAGAAUCCAUUCUACUGUUGUCUCUAUUUUAACUGGUAGAAGAAAAUCACAGCACUGGUGCACUUUGGGCAGCAAGAUUUAGGGACCAAGUUAUAGAGUUGUUUUGUUUGUUUAACUGACCUUUCUCAUCUAUGUCUUCAGAAAGCAUUAAUUUCCCAGAGUAAGUUUUAAUACAUUAUGCUAAGAAAAUAACAGCUAUAUCAAGUUAUGAUACAAUUUCCCUUUGUUGGACAACAGGGUGGUGGGGCGGGGGGUAAAACAAAAAACAAAACAUUUUCUAUGAUGAAAAAUUAUACCACUACUCCAAUCAUGUGACAACCACAAUUCCAUGUUUCCUUUACAUUGCAUCUCUUGGAUUCCAUUGUACCUAUUGGACUGAAUAUAAUUAAAUAUAUACAGCUAUGGUUUAGUGCUAUACAGUUUUUCAUUACAUUUUUUUAAAUUUUGGAUUGGGCUGAAUGUCUGGAUGCUCUUGAAAUAUCCAAGAAUGUAGUUGGAAACUCCCUGUUGGGACUCUUGGUGUUAGAGUCUCUGCCUGAUCUUGAUACUUCUCAGAAAUUAGUUUCUUUUGAUUUCUGUAGAUGAAUGUGAUAAUAUUCAUAAUGUGAGGUCCAGAAUAAUUGGCUCGAUCUCUGCAGAGUGUGUUCCUCUUGAAAGAAAAUGUCUGUAUUCUUAAUUAUCUCCCUAAUAUUUUUUGACUAUGUCUUUAUGAAAUAAUACAAAACAGUACAGUGCAAUUAAUUUUGUGUAAAAAAUAGUUUGUCUUUAUAUUUAGUAUAUUGUAUCAACACAUAAAUAUAUGUAUAAAUGUUUCAUGUUUAUGUGUAAAAGAACUGGCAAUAAAUUAUUUUUUUCACUGGUC
Molecule: messenger RNA, 3439 nt
Organism: Dromiciops gliroides (monito del monte)
Lineage: Eukaryota; Metazoa; Chordata; Mammalia; Microbiotheria; Microbiotheriidae
Gene: GUCY1B1
Product: guanylate cyclase 1 soluble subunit beta 1
Exons: 15
Coding region: 483-2138 (551 amino acids)
Biological process (GO): response to oxygen levels; cGMP biosynthetic process
Cellular component (GO): guanylate cyclase complex, soluble
Molecular function (GO): heme binding; guanylate cyclase activity
Source: RefSeq, a predicted model, not a curated record